CAGACUUUCCUGUCGAAAGUUGAAAACAGGAGUGACAGGCAUUGUAGUGGCUCCAAAGCAGGUAACUGGGUUAGAGGUUUUCGGAUUGAUACUUAGCUGGUUUCUGUAUUUGGGCUGUCUCGGGGCCACAGCGCUUGGAAAUGCUGAAACCGGUGUGGAAUUUCAUAAAACGGCAUAAAAAGAAAUUUAUAGUUGCAGGUGUUUGUAUCGGAGGAGUAUAUGUUUUGGGAAAAUAUGCACAGAAGAAAAUUAGAGACAUGCAAGAACGAGAAGCAGCAGAAUAUAUUGCUCAAGCACGGCGGCAGUAUCAUUUUGAGAGCAAUCAACGGACUUGUAACAUGACAGUAUUAUCAAUGCUUCCUACUCUAAGAGAUGCAAUAAUGCAGCCCCUUAACUCAGAAAGUCUUACAGCUUUACUUAAGAAUAGGCCGUCAAACAAAUUAGAAAUCUGGGAAGAUUUGAAGAUAAUAAGUUUUACUAGAAGCAUCGUAGCUGUGUACAGUACAUGCAUGCUCGUAGUUUUGUUGCGAAUUCAGCUGAAUGUCAUCGGUGGCUACAUCUAUUUGGACAACACGGCUAUCAGCAAAAAUGGCACAGUACCUCUGGCACCUCCUGAAGUUCAGCAGCAGUACCUGUCCAGUAUUCAUCAUUUGCUUGGAGAAGGUCUGAGUGAAUUGAUAACCGUGGUAAAGCAUGCUGUCCAGAAAAUCUUGGGAAGUUUAUCCCUGAAAGAAAGCUUGUCUCUACAAGACUUGGAACAGUUCCUGCAACAGAUAAGACAGGAAGUAGAGAAGCCAACUUUGCAUCGAACUAACAGUUUGAAAUCAGUGUCACCGCUUUGCUGCUACAUGAUGCCAGAUGAAGAAAAUGCACUCAGACCACAGGCAUGUGGUAUAACUGAGAAAGAUACUACGACUGCAAAACUUCUCAAUGAAACAAGGGACUUGCUGGAAAGUCCAGAUUUAAGUUCUGUUUUGAGUAAUAGCUUAAACAAAGGAUUUAGUCGGCUGCUUGACAAUAUGGCAGAAUUUUUCAGACCGUCUAAUCAAGAUAUGAGGGAAAGCAAUUCAUCAAGCAGCCUUUCAAGUGUUAGUCUUCCUUUGGCUAAAAUCAUUCCAAUAAUAAAUGGACAGAUAAAUUCUUUGUGUAGUGAGUCACCUAGUUACUUUGUUCAGGACCUUCUAACAAUGCAACAAAUGAAAGAAUUUGCCGCCAAUAUCUAUGAAGCAUUCAGUACUCCACAACAGUUUGAGAAAUGAAGCACUUUUGUAAUGGAUUGUGUUAAUACACCUGAAAGUCAACACCAGCUAAUGUGGCAAUCUAAGCAGCAUCUUGAUUUUCACAAAGGAUGUGGUCAUUAUUAUUAUUAUUUUGAUAAUGAGAAGACAUGUCUCAGUGACGUCAAGACAGUGAUUUAUACUACACAGUACACAGAACUGCAGCACCAUUUGAACUUUAAAUCUCUGCUGUUCUUGAAUGGACUUUGAAUUGCUUAUUUUGAAGAAAACAUUCUCUGGACUUCCCCCAAGGCUUGAAAACUAACAGGUUCUAUAUACUGUAAGGCUUGUCUGGCUGUUCACUAACAGUAUGGCAGAGACAUUCACCAUUUACCAGCUAUGUAUAACACAUAGCCUUUAAACUUUUAAUUCAUAUUAGCCUGAAGAAUCACAGUGUGGAUCAGCAUGUAUGCAGCCCAACAGCUUUUAUAGGUAUUUUCAAAAUUGAGUAUUAAAUGAAAUUAUUUCCCUUUUGCAGGUCUUAUUUAAAAUAUGGAAGAAUAUCACAAAAUUGCUGUAAAUAUCUUUUUAUUGUCUGUAUCCACUGUUCACACUGAAUGACUUAAUGUGAUAUAACAACCAUUGCAUAUAGAGGAUAUCAUCUUAUUUUUGCCUGUUGUCUCUAUGUCACCCUUGUUCCACUGACAUGGUCAUAGUCAAAUGCACUACAUUGUGUUUAAUGAAACAGUCACUUUUAGAUAGGACCAACAUCCGAAAGCAGAAAUGAAAAAAAAACAGCUUCCUUAAGCACUAUGAAAUAUAAUAUGUAUUGUAUUACUGAGAAUCACAAGUCUUGCAUUUAAUAGCCAACCUAUUUAAUUAUUCUAGUACCUUACUAAUAAUGAUUACUUACCCCUUAAAGAGAGCUGACCUGAAUUUUUUAAGUCAGUUUGCCCAGCAGAAUAUUAAUUUUAAAUACAGACAUUAUUUUUAUUUUCCCCUUCUGUUUAUUUUUUUUAUUUUUUUAUUUUUUAGUUAUUAUUGUUG
This is a messenger RNA of Protopterus annectens (West African lungfish), 2264 nucleotides long. RefSeq names its product peroxisomal biogenesis factor 3 (gene PEX3). Gene Ontology annotation, biological process: protein import into peroxisome membrane. The record is from RefSeq and is a predicted model, not a curated record. NCBI's taxonomy places the organism in Eukaryota, Metazoa, Chordata, Ceratodontiformes, Protopteridae. The transcript has 12 exons. Gene Ontology annotation, cellular component: peroxisomal membrane. The coding region runs from base 141 to 1259 and encodes 372 amino acids. Gene Ontology annotation, molecular function: protein-macromolecule adaptor activity.